Suillus paluster is the source of this 986-nucleotide messenger RNA. Its product is annotated as Alpha/Beta hydrolase protein. The record is from RefSeq and is a predicted model, not a curated record. Lineage: Eukaryota; Fungi; Basidiomycota; Agaricomycetes; Boletales; Suillaceae. The coding region runs from base 107 to 862 and encodes 251 amino acids. The transcript has 4 exons.
GUGAUUCGUGGCAUGAGCGAUAGUCAGACAUGAUCAAGCUUAAGUUUCCUACGCUCUUCCACACCACUGUCCCGAUUGUCAGUUCUAGCAGGCCUUCCCUCAACCUAUGCACACGUCCAUGUCAGCGUCCCAGUGGGGUUCCCCCACCGCUUCCAAGCGAGCCCUUCUCAUUCAUGGAAUGACUAUGUCCUCGCAUUCAUGGGAGGGCCUCGCUCAGAUAUUGGCAGCAGAAGGGUACUUCGUCGUAGCACCGAAUCUCCUUGGGCACGCAUGGAGACGGAGCACUGACUAUCGUAUAUCCACCCUUGCAGAGGACCUGCGACCGUAUUUCGUCACGGACACGUCCUACGACGUAAUUAUAGGUCAUUCUCUUGCGGGCCCAGUGACCUUGUCACUCUUGCCGUUCCUGCCCAAAACGAAAGAGACCACCGUCAUACUCCUCGAUCCUGUCCUCGAAAUUGCAGAGGAGAGAAUCGAAAUGCAUACCAAUAGGUUUCUGAAGGAGAUUGCGAAUGUCAGAACCGCGGACGAGCACAUGGCUGAGAAUCAUGCUUGGUCACGACGUGACUGCGUGUUGAGAGCGCUGGGAGUUUCCAUGUGUGAUCGCACUGUUGUCGAGGGAAUAUAUGGGCAUAACAGGCCAUGGUCUUUCAGCGGGUUGCUCAAAAACAUCCCCCCUAACGUGAAGAUCACCGUGCUGGCAUCAGACCCAACGCUUAAUGCUAGGUGUUAUUUGGAGCAUAUCCCUCGUGACGUGGAGAGAUUGAAUGCUAGAGUUCUUACCGGCAUCGGUCACUGGAUUCAAUACGAGCAUCCGGAUGCUAUUAUGGAUGUAGUUCCGCUACCAAGAGCAAAGUUGUGAGUUGAGCGAAGAGAUGGGUUUUUGCGGUGGUGUCUGUGUAUAACUGUCACAUCCUCGUUAUUGAUCUUUCUCUCAGACUGUGUUACAAGUUGAGUUAACUAGUUUCACAGCAAUUGUACGAAAA